AUGGCUUCGCUCAGUCAACAGCCGAAACCCGCAGACGAUGAGUUGGAACGACACCUUGCUCUGGUGGGUAGAUCCAAUUCUUCUCCGCAGGGCGUACUGCAAGACACCAAGAAACGCCAGCUCUACUCCCUUACAACUGCGCCGCUUAUCUCGCGAAAAGUGAAGCAACAUGUCGCUACGAGUCUUGCCAGGAAAGGGGACCAAGAUCUUCCGUUCGACAUGUACGGUCUACUGGGUCUGCGUACAGCUACCUACGACAAAGACCGCGACAUCGCCUCCCAGAACCCCAUAAGCCCUCUUGAUUAUCCCUCCGGCCAGAUCCAGACUCCGAUGCAGGACGAUCCUAUUGCUGACAACCUGCUCUAUUCCAACACAUCAGCACCAUGGUCUGCCUUCAUUUGCGGUCAGCAAGGCGCAGGAAAGAGUUACACGAUGUCUUGUCUCCUGGAGAAUGCCCUCUUGCAAGGUCAUGCGCUCGGCCGUAACGACAAUCCACUCACAGGUCUGGUCUUUCACUAUGACAAGCACGCAGCAUACGAGUCCACACAAAUUUGCGAAGCCGCAUUUCUCUGCACCAAAGGCGUCAAGGUCGAGGUACUUGUAUCUCCAACGAAUUUCGCUGCUAUGAAGAAGGAGUAUCACAACUCUGAACGCUUCGGAGUUUCGAAGAAAGAGCUACCAAAAGUUCGGCCGCUUCUGUUCGACGACGCUAUGCUUAGUGUCGACUACAUGCUCAACUUGAUGAACCAAGGCGAUUCUGACAAGCUACCGCUCUACAUGGCUACCGUUGUCGACGUGGUUCGAGAGAUGAAGAUGCUCGGUCAGACUUUCACCGUUGCCAGCUUCAAGACCCGGAUGACUCAGCGAGGUAUGAAGCCAGACCAGAAGGCGAUGUUCGAUCAGCGGAUGGCAUUGCUCGAGACCUUCAUGUGGUCGUCAGCCAAGGCCGUAAUCAGGAGUUUGGCGAACGGCGAGCGUGGCCUAAAGUCCACACCUGGGCAACUCACCAUAGUCGACCUUAGCUGCAGCACCAUAGGAGAGGCUGAUGUCUGCACGUUCUACGAGAUGUGUCUGUCAAUGUUUCUGGCGAAUCGAGAAAAGACCUCGAGUUUGCUCGUCGGCAUCGAUGAAGCGCACAAGUUCCUCACCGAGACACCUGAAGCGAAGCACUUGACCGAAGAACUCGUCCGUCUGAUCCGCCAGCUGCGCCAUCUCAAAUCCCGCGUGCUCAUUGCGACCCAGGAGCCUACUCUCGCGCCAGAGCUGAUGGAUCUCUGUGAUGUCUCCAUUAUCCACCGUUUCCGCUCGCCAGCUUGGUUCAGUGCGAUCAAGGAUCAUCUGGCUGGCCUGGUGUGGUCUGGUAGUGUUGGUGGCUCUGGCAACGGCAAGGAGGUGUUUGAGCGCAUUGAGGACUCUGAUGGUUCCAAUCCGUUCUACUCUGCUUCCGAGGAAGGCGAUGGUGGUGCGGAUCUUGACGACGAAGACGAUACCCUAGCUGAAUCUAUGGCCGAGCUUGGACUUGAUGAUGAGCAGAGGCUGCAAAAGCAGGUCAAUGCCUUGUCCAAGGUUCAGCCGCUCAACACCAAGUACAUCAAGGUACAGAUUCGUCAGCGGCUCACUACGGAUGGUGGAAAGAGUCAGAUGGCGAGUCGUUGA
Messenger RNA from Cyphellophora attinorum, 1656 nucleotides. RefSeq lists its product as uncharacterized. Bases 1 to 1656 code for a protein of 551 amino acids. The record is from RefSeq and is a predicted model, not a curated record. Lineage: Eukaryota; Fungi; Ascomycota; Eurotiomycetes; Chaetothyriales; Cyphellophoraceae. The transcript has 3 exons.